CAUCUCCCUCACCAGCCAAGCAACGAGCAAAAAUGGAUGACAUUGUGGUAGUAGCCCCAGGAACACAGUCCUCCCGUAACGUGAGCAAUGAUCCAGAUGUCAUUAAGCUGCAGGAGAUCCCAACUUUCCAGCCCCUUUUGAAAGGACUCCUCAGUGGGCAGACUUCUCCGACCAACACCAAACUGGAGAAGCUGGACUCCCAGCAGGUGCUGCAGCUGUGUCUCCGGUACCAAGACCAUCUUCACCAGUGUGCGGAAGCGGUUGCCUUUGACCAGAACGCGUUAGUGAAGCGCAUCAAGGAGAUGGAUCUCUCUGUGGAAACUCUGUAUAGCUUCAUGCAGGAGCGCCAGAAGAGGUAUGCCAAGUAUGCAGAGCAGAUCCAGAAGGUCAAUGAGAUGUCUGCCAUCCUGCGCCGCAUCCAGAUGGGCAUCGACCAGACCAUCCCCCUCAUGGAGAGGCUGAACAGCAUGCUGCCGGAGAACGAGCGGCUGGAACCCUUCAGCAUGAAACCCGAGCGGGAGCUGAAGGCUUAGCUGAGCCGGCAGACUCCCCUUCCUCACUGUCCACGCUCAAGUGCUCAGCAUAGACAUGAUUCCAGCACGCUCACUGGGCAGAUGUUUGGCACAGACAGCCAUGCUGCCUGACUCCUUGCCAGGGCAUUGGAGGAAGAGCCGUGUCAGCUGCCAGAGCUACGCAGCCGGGAAUCCAGGAGCUCCCUCGUCCUGUCGCUUGGAGGGGGAAACCUACCACUCUUUCAUCUCCCUCCUCAGGCCCUGCUGUCUCCUUUACCGCUACCACCGCCUGUGCUGAAACAGUUGUUUCAUUCCUCUAACUAGAUCAGGUUUUGCAGAGGAGGAGUUCUUUCAUCUGAUCUUUUUACUAGAAAAAUUCAAAGGGAUUAUGGGUGUGACAUGCCCUCUCACAUGCUUUCUGUGCCACUGGGGUUUAGACAAUUAGAUGGGUGGCAGAUAUUUCUGAGAUCCCCUGGCCUCGGAAAUAUGUACGUUUUAUAGGUGGAAGUGUGGGAGCCAGGAACUGGCUUAUUAAAAUCUGCCUAUUAUCAUAAUUAACAUGGUUUGCAUGGUGGGGUUUUGGCAUCUCCUUCCUUGAGGCUCCUGUUUUUAUGGGCUCACUAAUUUAUGAGGCUGUAAAUGAAUAACUGUUCCAGAUAUGUAUGUCUGUUGCUGUUAAGCAGGCCUUGGAGUUCCUGUCUCCCCUGGCCUGGAAAUGGCCCCAUCCCUGAUGGCAGCCAUGUCCCUUGCCUGACACCAGCAGGCACCAGCGCCUACCUGUUCACUUUGCCUCCCAAAAGUGGACAUGAGGUGUCUUUUUCGGGACGCUCCAGUUAGCUUGGUGCUGUUUUUUAUACCAGAGGGAUGCAGUUGUUUCCUUAUCUUCCUGUGUAUGGAGUUGGAGACUUGAAGUCCUUUGGGCUCGGUGCGUUGGCCUAGCUGCCGUCAUGCCGAGAGCUUGGUCGAGCACCGUGUUUGACUGAAACCCUUUGGGAUCGUGCUCAGCAAACUGCUCCAAAGGCAACAGGAUGUUCUUGUGUUAUCGCAAGUGGUGGGCCUUACUGGAAGGCAGGCAGCGUGUUUGCGUGGCCGGGGCCUUGGCAGACUAUUACAUUGCCAAGUCUGCCACUGCUCUGCUAGCCACAGGCAACUUGUAGCACCUCUCUAAGCCUUGGUUUCUCCCUGUGUAAAGUGGGGGAUAUUUUACACGCUGUUGUAAAAUAUUUACAGAUCUAGAAAUAAAGUGUUUAACAGCAUGUGUUGCCAUUGUGUGGCAGCUCUUGUCCAUAGCAGAAAGAAGCCGAAAGUGAGGAGCUCUGGCCUCAAGGGUCAAGCGGAGGCUCGUAUUUAUUUAUUUGAUCCUAGGACGCUGCUGCUGGUGAAGAGGCGGAAGCACACCCAUGAGCCUGAACAGGGGCUUUCCUUCAUGAGGCAGAUGCUGCCGUGGGCCUGGGUCCAGUGUGCAGCUCCAACUGGGAAGACGGCUGUUGCUGAGAGUGACAACCUGUCUUCCAGGACAGCACAAGGCUAGGUGACUUGCCAAAGAUGACUUGCUUGAAUAUCUCUUAGUACUUGAGUUUGCUCAGCAAAAGAUUGUCUCUAAGCAUUUGGGAAUAAGAGCAGUGUAGGUUUUUGGUAGUAUUAAUUGCUGCCUGGUGGCUGGAAGCAACAGGCGGUUCUGUCGCAUUACUGAAAGCAAAGUAGCUGAGAGUGAAUUUUUAUAAUGCGGACUGCAACCCAUUUAGGUUUGCAGCCUAGCAGUGGUUGGAUUUUGGGGUCCUCUGAGCACUGAGGACAGAAUCCCUUAGAAAUGAAGCCUUUGGAAAGAAUCUCGGGAAGGAACAACCGAUUACUUCAGACAUGGCAAAGCCCAGAGCAGGAGACUUUCUAGCAAGGGCAGCAGAAUGGGCCGAGUUCUCAACUGCUCUCCACCUGGAGUUGUGAUUAUAUUUGUGUGUACAUAUGCAUAUACUGUAUGUUGUGCAGGAUAUAGCAUUGUGAGAAUCAGACUUCCAGCCUUGCUCAUGUGGGCUGCAGUAUUUUGCGCUUGUUUUGUAAGCAGUUCUCAUGCUUGCAUGAGGCUUUAAAACCCAUGAAAACCUGCUUUUUAUGCCAUUGAGACAAAAUGGAUGCAGUCUGUAUGACCAUGCUGUAAGGUUCCCUGUUAGCCAUUGUGUUAUCCAUACUUCUCUGCCACUUGCCAUCAGACACACUGGAAUAUUCAGCAGCUUUAAAUAGCUGCUGCAGGCAUUUCUGUCCUCCUCGUCCAGAUUAUGCUGUCUGGAAAUUUAGAAUGUGCAACAUGCAGCCAUCUAUCUCUGUCAAAUGUGAUAAUCGAUACCCCACGCCCCACAGUGCUGGAAGCUUAUCCCAGUGGGACGAUCCUGAUACUGAAUCUUGAGGCAGGGGCUAGGCUGCAGAUGCUCUCUCCUGUAAAGCCAUAGGCCUUUGGCCUUGUACUAUUAAGUAUCAGAUCAAAGCAUUGCUCCUUGCAGUACUAAUGAGGGCAAGGGAAUAGUAUUCCUAUCUGAAAACUGUAGGAGCUAGGGCUGCAAAUCAGGUCCUUCCUUAUGUGCCAUGAAACUACUAGACGCGGGGCUGAUAAUGGAAAAAAAAGUCCAUGUUCCUUUGAAUACUGUCCUUUAAACGUCUGGAUUCUGGGCCUCCCAACUAGAGCUUUCUGAACAGCAAGGCUAUGCUGUGAAAAAUAUAGUAGUUGAGCUAGAAAGAUAUCAGACCUGCAACUUGAAGGCCAGCCUCUUCCAAGGCACACCCAGGUAGGUGUCACCUACUUCUGCUCAGCAGGUGAUACAAAAUCUCUGUGUCUUGUAAAAUAUCAUUUACCCUCUAACUGGUCUCAAAUGAUGGUUUACAGUUUUAUUUAAAUCUUUGUUACUAGCUUUAUUACCUAUAAGUUUCUGGACCGCUUGCUGAGGGGAUGUCACUUCCUUGCAUCUGUUGCUGCGCUGCGGUUUCUGUUGCUUGGCUGCUCUGCAUUCGCUUUGCUCUGCGUGCGGCUUUCAGACGUGUCUUGGCUGCAGGCGAUGCUCAAGGUGAGGCUGUUGCUUUCCUCCCUAGCAGGAGAUUUGUGAUGUGAGUGGAGUUACCUUUCUGCUUAUGGAUUUCCUUUUCCAAGCAAACGAACGCUGUUGGAGAAGGCCUCGGGUGUCUUGCUCAGGAACGCACUAUCCAUUACCUUUACCGAGAGGAAUAGCUUGUUAAGUACAGAGAAUGGCCUGUUAGGGUUCACUGAAGAGAACCUUUUCUGCCCUAUUUUGCUUUAUGAUGUGGAAAAAAAGCUGGUGCACAGCCUGGAGUGCAGAUGAAGCUUUGUCAUAGGAAAUGUGCUGAAAGGCUAGAGAACAAGGCGAGUCCCUGGGGCUAUGGUCCCUGAGCUGCUCUGGUGCUCACCCUGGUGCUUCGCUUGUGCCCUUCUCCUUCGUACAGCCUCUGGGGCUUGCUGCACCCUACACUGAGGGUCAGUGUCCUACACUGGCAGAAGAGGUUUGCUUUGUUGUUGUCAGUUUGUGUGUGUGGUUGUGGGGUUUUUUUUGUUUUGUUUUGUUUUUGUAACUUUGUGUAUUGACAUGGUGCUAAAGUGCCAGCCUAGCUGCAGGUCAAUUUCUGUGAAGAUCCAGUGGAGGGGACAAAAAGGGUUGUGUUUUUUUUUUUUUUUUAAUA
Molecule: messenger RNA, 4193 nt
Organism: Struthio camelus australis
Lineage: Eukaryota; Metazoa; Chordata; Aves; Struthioniformes; Struthionidae
Source: RefSeq, a predicted model, not a curated record